This is a messenger RNA of Didymodactylos carnosus, 822 nucleotides long. NCBI's taxonomy places the organism in Eukaryota, Metazoa, Rotifera, Eurotatoria, Philodinida, Philodinidae. The record is from the annotation of a GenBank genome assembly.
ACCGGUCGAUCACCGGCCGGUUUGAAAAUAUUUCUAGACCGGCAAAAGAUCGGUGGAGACCGGCCGGUCUAAACUUUUACACCGGACCGGACCGGCACCCGCCCGGGCCGGCCCGGUUCCAACUCUGCCGCGCCUUACUUCCCUGACUGGCGUGUCCAUCAUGAACGAUCUUUUGAAGAUGAUGCUCUUCAAACAGUGAAGAUGAAAAAUGACUUACUUAGCUACAAUCAACUAACUAAUUAUCAGACAAUAUGAGCAACUCAUGCAAGGAUGCCAGUUAGGCUUCGGACGUUCUAUUAACCAUCAGAGCGCUUCAUUGAUUAUUAGGGUAGGAGAAUAUGCUCAUGGGUGUCGGUUUUAACUAUAUCACUACCUAAGUAAGAUUAAGCUUUAGUCUGUUUGACUAAAAGCGCGAAUACGCGAUGAAAUAAUUGUUUAUGUGUUUGAUUACAACGAUAUUUAGUCCAGAAGCAGUCUGUUCUACUAGACGAAAGUUCAGUUGCUUUAAAGUGGUCAACUAUUCCUAUUAUGAGUGAAAUAAAAAAUAAUUACUAUAUAUUUGUAUGGUCACCACCAAAUCUUCAACAGGCAAUAGAAGCAGCAUUCGUUUAUAGAAACGGGAAUCACAAUUUACGAGCUAUUGAUCGAGACGUUUCGGUGCGUGCUAAACGCGCUCUUAUGACAUCGUCUUCAUCAUCUUUCGAUAUUGGUGAAAAUUUUGAUAUUGUUUAUGAUGCAUUUCUUGACACCGAAGGUUUUGAUACGGUACCUUCAGUUGAAAUGAUAAUAGAAGUUACUGGGACAGACAUAAAUUUUCAUUAA